AUGAAGAUUCCAGUAUUGCUUGCAACGUGCCUCUACCUUUGCGGAUUUGCGUCCGCCGGUUUGGAGGGGCCGGGCAACUCGUUGCCCGAGCUCGUGAAAGGUAGCGCAUCGGCCACCGCGUCGACCGCUGUGACCGCUAGAUCAGGACUUAGAGCCGGACAAGUAGCUUUAGCUUCGCAGAAGGAUGCCGUACUCCAAGCUCAAGCUGCUGCAUCCGCCGCGUCAGAGGCGCGCGCUGCUGCCGAUCUGACGGCUAAACUUAGCCAAGAAUCGGCAUCAGUGCAAUCGCAGGCUGCCGCCAAAGGGAAGGAAACGGAGGAGGCAGCUGUUGGUCAAGCUAGGGCUGGCCUCGAGUCGGUGUCCAUGGCCGCAUCAGCCACAUCUGCUGCCAAAGAAGCAUCGACCGCCGCCAAAGCCGCAGCAUCCGCACUAUCCACAGCCGUGGUGCAAGCGAAAAUAGCUGAGAGGGCAGCCAAAGCUGAAGCUGUUGCCUCGGACGAAGCCAAGGCCAAGGCGAUUGCAGCAGCCAACUUGGCGGCUGAGGCCAGUGUAGCCGCAGAAGCAGCUCUCAAGGCCGAGAAAGUGGCCGAAGAAGCCAUCGCAAGAGCAGCCUCCGCAAAGGCUGCCGCAAGAGCUGCUGCUGCCGCUCUAGCCUCCUCGAAGGAAGCAGCCACGGCCAGCGCGAGAAACGCCGCGGAAUCCGAGGCCAGGAACGAAGUAGCUGUAUUGAUCGCCGAGAUUGAUAAAAAGAGUAGGGAAAUCGACGCAGCCAGUUCGCUUAAUGCGCGUGCCGCUGCCAAGGCAAGCUCCAGGAACGUAGAAACGGCGACAAUCGGGGCCAACAUCAACUCUUCGAAACAAGUCGUGUCAAUUCCAGUGGAAAUAAAGAAAUUCUCGGAGCCGGAAGUGUCAACAUCAUGGAGAGAAGAUGAAGAGGUUACGAAAGAGAAGAAGGAGCACAUAAAUCUGAACGACUUCGACUUGAAGAGCAACGUAUUUUAG
Molecule: messenger RNA, 1002 nt
Organism: Apis mellifera (honey bee)
Lineage: Eukaryota; Metazoa; Arthropoda; Insecta; Hymenoptera; Apidae
Gene: Fibroin1
Product: silk fibroin 1
Source: RefSeq, marked provisional